Molecule: messenger RNA, 1103 nt
Organism: Linepithema humile (Argentine ant)
Lineage: Eukaryota; Metazoa; Arthropoda; Insecta; Hymenoptera; Formicidae
Product: leucine-rich repeat-containing protein 57
Molecular function (GO): protein binding
Source: RefSeq, a predicted model, not a curated record
CGUCCGAUAACAAUAACAACGACGACGACAACGUUACCGCACUACGAAGAGCUCGUCGGCGAAGCGAACCACCAGACGCACCACGCCGGGGAAGACCCGCACGUUAUCGUCUACGAAGGCAUUGGCACUGAUGCGAAAUGGGCAACUCAGGCUUAAAGCAACACUACGAAACCGCGAAGAAGACUGGCACGCUGAAAUUGUCACAGCGUAAGUUGGACGAGUUUCCACAGAACCUCCGUGCCUUGGCACCGUUGCUGCGUACCCUGGAUCUAUCAGAGAACAAGUUUACCGCGUUACCGAAUGAGAUCGGCGAUUUCACGUUACUGAAACAGCUGAACAUCAGCCACAACCGGCUGACCGCCUUGCCCGGCACGCUGGGCACGCUAACGAAAUUAGAGGGUCUAAAUUGUACCGCGAAUCAAAUCAGCUCGAUCCCGUCGUCGCUGUCGCAACUAAGUCAUCUGAAACAAGUCAAUUUGUCCGACAAUCAGAUUUCCAACUUCCCGUUGAUGCUAUGCGGCCUUAAGCACUUGGACAUGCUGGACCUGUCUAAAAAUCGACUCACAAACGUGCCGGAUGCUGUCGCCGGCCUCCACGUGACCGAACUAAAUCUCAAUCAGAAUCAAAUUACCACGAUUUCCGAGAAGUUGGCGGAUUGCCCGCGAUUGAAGACGCUACGUUUGGAGGAAAACUGCCUGUUGCUGAACUCGGUGCCACUCAAGAUUCUCAAGGAGUCUAAGGUUUCAGUAUUGGCGCUCGGAGGGAAUCUUUUUGAGAUGAAGCAGUUUGCGAAUUUGGACGGUUACGACACUUAUAUGGAACGUUUCACAGCAGUCAAAAAGAAGAUGUUUUAAAAUUGGAUUUUUUAGUGCUGUUGAAUCAUUUAGUGGGAUUAUUUACAUUAUGUUAAAAUUUUCAAUGAUAUUACAUUGACGAUAUCAAAGAGAAAAAGAUUUAAUUCAUUUAAAUACAUUUAAUAUCUUCAGAUGUAAUUUUGUUACCAGUUUAAGAAAAAGCAACUGAUAUAAAGACAAAAAACAAGAUUGGAUUGGAUAAUACAUUUAAAUAACAUUUAUAUAAAAUUUUACAAUUUGAAAUUGGAG